Molecule: messenger RNA, 834 nt
Organism: Ceutorhynchus assimilis (cabbage seed weevil)
Lineage: Eukaryota; Metazoa; Arthropoda; Insecta; Coleoptera; Curculionidae
Source: the annotation of a GenBank genome assembly
AUGGCCGAAUACCUAGACUACGGAUGGCGUAACAGUGACCUUAUAACCGAAUCAAUCAACAAAACCCUAUUCAAAAACAUCACCGCAAACGACCGAGACGUUGCAAUCAAAGCCCUAAGAAACCAAAUAAAAAGCUGUGACGAUUUUGACCUAAAAAACAACCUCCCAUUGGACGAUGAUGCCUUUCUACAAAAAUUCCUAUUUGCCAGAAAGUUUAUACUAGAAGACAGUUUUGAACUAAUCAAAAACCACUAUUAUUACCGCAAAAGAAACCCGGAAAUGUUCAGAGACUUGAGUUUAAGUGCUAGUGACGUAAGAAAAGCUUUAGAAAACGGCCUGCCAGGUGUGCUAAAAGACAAAGACCGCAAAGGCCGCUGCGUCCUUUUAUUAACAGGCAACAAUUGGGAUUGUUCUUACAGCCUCAUGACAAUUUACAGGGCCUUAAUGGUUUGCCUAGAAUAUUUAACCAACGAUUUGCACAAUCAGGCAAACGGUUUUGUGGUGAUUGUCGAUUGGACAGAGUUUACUUACAGACAAACUUCGUAUCUUAAACCGUCGAUUUUAAGGCUAAUGAUUGAAGGACUACAGGAUUGUUUUCCUGCUGUUUUCAAGGGAGUGCAUUUUAUUGGACAGCCUUGGUACGUGGAUGCUGCAAUGACUGUUACAAAGCCGUUUUUAAAGGAGGAAAUUAAGGAGAGGAUUUUUAGUCACGGGAAUAAUAUGAGUAAUUUGCAUCAGAUGGUGCACAGGGAUAUUUUGCCUGCUGAAUUAGGGGGCGAACAACCCAGCUAUAAUCCAAGAUCGUUUUUGGAUUUGUUAUUGGAUGAGAAGUAG